UCAGUGAAUGCAACCCUACAGCCGUAUCAAUAUUCAACAAGGAAGGAUGCUUAGAUGUUGUUCUACAAUAUCUGAAGAGAUUUCAUACAAAUGUUGACCUGGCUAUCACCGUGGCAUCCUGUUUACAAACCGUGACAGAAGAUAACCCAGAUCUGCUAUCGUCUUUCGAUGCACCUGUGCACCAGGUGCUAGAAAUGGUCAUGUUAUCCUCGGAGAAAGAUAUGGACCAUAUCCUUUUACGGACAUUGGUGGCAGGUGUAGCGUGGAACAUCAAGAGCACCGUGCCUUCGGGAAGCCAGGCGGGAACCAUCAACGCCAUCCUGAAGAUUUUGUCAGACUGUCUGGCGUUGGAUGCCGGAGAGGUGGUCGUUCGGAUGAAGGAAGCCGAAACGGAAAGGUUGAAGACUUCUGUUGAAGGAAACAGAGUGAACGGAGGAAGCGUCGUGCACGUAGGCGAGGAUAGCAUGGAAGAAGAACCUGGACGGAUCGCCCAAGGAGAGAAGGACCUGUUGGAUCUACUGCCACGCAGCCAACAGGAGUUGAAGCAGGCGAGUGGGUUACUUCUGGCUCAACAAACCGCCCUGGAAAUCAUUGUCAACAUGUGCUGCAACGAAGAUGCCUCAGACGAAGAAUGGGAAGAGUUAUCGAGCAGCGACGAAAGCGAUGCCUUCCUGGAUAACAGCUACGAAGAAGAAGGAAAGCUCCUUUCUCCGCUGUGCCUUUCAGCUGAAAUUCACACCGCCCUGGUCAACCAGUUAAUCCCAAAGAAGGUCACCAGCUCUUCCUUGACUUCAGACGACAAACCUCUGGGUUUUCCAAAAGCG
Molecule: messenger RNA, 824 nt
Organism: Notechis scutatus (mainland tiger snake)
Lineage: Eukaryota; Metazoa; Chordata; Lepidosauria; Squamata; Elapidae
Source: RefSeq, a predicted model, not a curated record